Messenger RNA from Fusarium graminearum PH-1, 525 nucleotides. RefSeq lists its product as uncharacterized. The transcript has 4 exons. Lineage: Eukaryota; Fungi; Ascomycota; Sordariomycetes; Hypocreales; Nectriaceae. Bases 1 to 525 code for a protein of 174 amino acids. The record is from RefSeq and is a predicted model, not a curated record.
AUGGCCUCAAAAGCUACAGGGACUCCCCCCUACACAGAGACAGAGACAAGGAACAGAGAUGGAAGGGAAAAGACACAAAAACACAAAAAAAGAAAUAGGGCAAAAAUAAGCGAAUUUUCAGUGGCACAAAAUGUAACGCAGAAUAGGUUAUCGCUUAGUCCUCCGGUGAACGAAGACUUUAGUCUACGUCCUUCGGCCUUGGUUCGACAGCGGAGGUGCCGGGAUAAUCCCCAUUCCCCUGCAGAGGGUCACUACCCGGGGAAUGAUUCCCUUCAAACCACGCCUGUCCACAUGGCCAGCCGCCCCGAUUUGGCAGUAAUUGGUCCAGCUGUUCAACUGCAGUACGGUGCGGUGCACGCCUGGCUUGGUCAGGUCUGGUCUGGUCAGGUCGGGCCUGCCCGUGCCCAAUCCAGUCUCAUCUUUCCAAUGUGGUUGGUAGUGGAUCAAAGUCACUUCUACCCCUGUUGGAAUUGGGUUGGGCUUGGCCAAGGCUCGGGCUCUCCCACCCCCGGCUCUUGUAUGUAG